CUGAAGUUGAGGCGGAGGUGUGUGUGUGAUGCGUGCCUGUGCGGCAACCCACAUGCUUCGUCUCGUUGCGAAUAGGCUUUUGUCUAUUUAAUUAUAGUGGUGUUGUCAUUGGUUUUCAUAAUGUCUACUCUUACAUUAUCUUUGUUUCUGGAAUCAUGAGAAGUCUCUGCUAAUCUGCCAGUGCCAGCCGUUCCAGGAUGCGCGGCGUGUGUGCGCGUCGCCGCUGGCGGCUGGUGAGCGGCGUGACGGCAGCCAUGUCGAUGUUGUUGUUGCUGCUGCAGCUCGUCCGGUCACCUUCCUUGUAUCUCAGACAUCCUGACGUGCUCAUCCCCCUCAAGUCCCGACACAGCAAUCAAGAGGAGUACAUCGACCGUCACGGUAUCCACGUUGUGGUUGGCCACUACCUUGGAGAUGACAAACCGGGAGCGCCCGGACCCAACCUAACAGAGGAGCUGCUGAACACGAACGGGUUCUCGCCUCACCCGAAAGCUGGUGCCAUGGGCGCUCCCGUGCAACUGGGCAGUUGGGAGGGCGCGCGCAUGCAGCUCCUCUACCACAUCAACAAGUUCAACCUCCUCGCCUCGGACAGAAUUCCUCUUAACCGCACUCUGCCUGAUGUCAGGAAGAAACAAUGCCAGCAACUAGACUUCAAGGUAUCGACGUUGCCGACAUCGUCAGUCAUCAUCGUGUUCCACAACGAGGCUUGGUCGACGCUGCUGCGCACCGUACACUCCGUUAUCAACCGUUCGCCUCGGGAGCUGCUCGCUGAAAUUAUACUUGUUGACGACAGUUCACAGCGCGAGUUUCUCAAGCGUCCCUUGGAAGAGCACGUGGCGUCGUUGCCAGUGCCUGUGCGCAUCAUUCGCUCGGUCACACGGACAGGUCUGGUCCGCGCCCGCCUCCUGGGGGCACAGCAGGCUAGAGGGCAGGUGCUUACGUUCCUCGACGCCCACUGCGAAGUCACCACCGGCUGGCUGGAGCCGCUACUGUCGCCCAUUGCUGAGGACAAGACGCGUGUGGUGUGCCCCAUCAUUGACAUAAUACACGAGGACACGUUCCAGUACGUGCGCUCCUUCGAGCUACACUGGGGAGCUUUCAACUGGAAUCUUCAUUUUAGAUGGUUUACGCUUGGCAGCCAGCAGGUGGAUGUGCGGAGGUCAAACAUCACUCAAGCGUACAAGACUCCUGCGAUGGCUGGCGGACUGUUCAGUAUUGACAGGAAUUAUUUCUACAGUCUUGGCAGCUACGAUAAUUCCAUGGACAUCUGGGGCGGCGAAAAUUUAGAGAUGUCGUUCCGGGUUUGGAUGUGUGGAGGCAGCAUCGAGAUCGCGCCGUGCAGUCACGUAGGGCACGUGUUCAGGAAAAGCUCACCCUACACGUUCCCUGGCGAGGGUGGCGUGGGUGGCGUCCUGUACCGUAACUUGGCUCGUGUCGCUCUGGUCUGGCUCGACGACUGGAGUAACUUCUACUUCAGGAUGAACGCUGAUGCCAACAAGGAACGGAAGAGUGUGUCCGUGGCGGAUAGACGACAGUUGCGCGACAGGCUGAACUGUAAGAGCUUCCAAUGGUACCUCGAGAAUGUUUGGCCGCAACAUUUCUUCCCGAUGCCUGAUAGCUUCUUUGGCAAGAUACGUCACGAAAAGCAGGCGAAGUGCAUACAGCAGCCCAUCACGGGGAGUAGUAGUCAACCCACAGGCCCUGCCAUCCUCCAGGACUGUGUUAUAGAGUUUUAUCAGCCUCAAAGUUUCGUGUUCAAUAAGAAAGGAUUCAUCAUGACGGACGAAAGUGUCUGUCUGGAUGUACCUGAGUCUCGGACCGUUCCUAACCCGCAGGUACGGCUCAUGGCGUGCAAUGAGUAUGACCGCCAGAAGUGGACUUACGACGAAGAUACUCGACACAUCGUGCACGUUCUUUCAGGCAAGUGUUUGGAUAUCGCGGGCGUGGCGCAUCCUACGGCCCUGACGCUUAACCCAUGCGAAGAUAUCCCUUCGCAGCGCUGGACUUUCAAGCAUGAUGACUGGACCAAACCUCUGGACCCGUGACCUGCUCUGUCAGCUUGAAGAACUGACGAGUAAAAGAUUCUCGCGAUUAUAAAUAGGGGGAGGUAUUUGAAAAAUUGUGUCAUGCAGGUGUUCUAAAUUCUUGAAGAGACAAUUUGGGGAUUUCUAAUCGUAAGAGUAGUAUUCCAUUUAUUUUGGAAUCCUUCAGUCAGCAGAGUAUUAACUCGAUCGCCUCGUGCGAUAUAGAUUUAUAUUUUUUUAUGUAUUUACAUCCCAGGUGUAAUUGAUAGAAAGCUAUGUCCAUGCCUUGGUACUGAUAAAGUUAGCCAAGAUAAUUCAAAGGACUUUCUACUGCACUAAAGUGUGCAGGCAAAUUGAGAAUUUGUUUUAAAUAUUUUCACCUCGCACAACUAAAACAUCGUUCAAUUAUUGAGACCAUUUGAGCAGGCAUCAUAAAAUUCAACUUAGUUAGGUGGCGUGAUAGCAAAUAGUCUCUUAGUCUUAAGGUUAGGUAAACCUUCAGAAUUACACGGUAAUGGAUAUGCAAUACAGAAGCGUGAAGCUAAUGUUCCUGGGCAACAAACCGACUACUUCAAAAGACUCAAUUUAGAAGGCCUAUAUUGUAGAUUCAUAUCUUACAUCACCUCGUGGAUGACUUGUAAUUAUUGCAAGGAUAGCAUGCGAAUAAAAAUAGUUACACAUCAGUUUCCACAUAUUUCAACGUGAAUAAGAUGUUGAAGUUAUUAUUUAUUUUAAGUUACCAUUUAUACUAUUUACAAACAUGGAACUGCAACGAAAUAACGAUCGUGAUUGAAAUAUUCUUUCUAUGCUGGCAGUUUUGCUUUUGGUAAGACCAAUAUUGCGCAGCUUCAAGCCCAUUGUAUUCGCUUGACAAAAUUCUAUGCCAAAGAAAUUCAAGCAAGAAAUUUAGGUUAACAUGUAAUCAAUAUUUAAUUUACUUUCCUUACUAUUCACAAGCAUUGUUAUCAGUUCUUAAUAAAUGUGCAUUACUGUGGA
Molecule: messenger RNA, 3017 nt
Organism: Hyalella azteca
Lineage: Eukaryota; Metazoa; Arthropoda; Malacostraca; Amphipoda; Hyalellidae
Product: polypeptide N-acetylgalactosaminyltransferase 1
Exons: 12
Coding region: 198-2042 (614 amino acids)
Cellular component (GO): Golgi apparatus
Source: RefSeq, a predicted model, not a curated record